AUUUCUCAUUUCUCAUUUCUCACUUUUCGCUUCUCCCAUCUUGCACCCGUCACCUCAUGUAGCACUAGCAGCAAGUGAGGCUGAAGAGACGCAAGUGGCGUACAUUGACCAACAACGAGUUCCAUAAGCUCCAUCAAGGUCAUGGAACUCGGCUUGCCAAGCUGUGUCCGCCUUUAGACUGCAGGACCAAGAUACCAAGGAAGUUAAUGUCGAGCACCACACCACGUUGAGCGUUGAGGUAAUCCUUGAUUCUUCUCCUCCCUAGCUUCUAGGUUACCUUACCUUGCUAGUCAUUCCUAGUUUGCAUGAAAUCGAAUAUAGGUAGAGUCGAUCAUGCAAUAGUCGUAUAAACUUCACUUGACCUACAUCUACUCUGAGUAUACUACUCACAAACACGUACCUUACCUCGUAGCCCUAGAUUAUCUUUCAACGUCAUUAUUAUCUUACUGAUACCCAGGACACACGAAAUCCCACCUACCAAUACAGCCAUCAUGCAGCUCUCUGUAUUCUCCGCUAAGCCCUACGACAAGACAUACCUGACCACUGCGCGGGCGACAGAGCUCGACAGCUCCGCCGGCAUCGAAAUCAUCUAUCACGAAUUUCCCCUGUCGCUCGAGACCGUUUCUCUUGCCAAGGGCGCUGCCGCCGUCUGCGUUUUCGUGAACGACGAGCUCAAUGCCGAUGUCCUCGAAUCUCUGCAUGCCAGUGGUGCCCGAGCCAUCCUGCUACGCUGCGCCGGGUAUAACAACGUGGAUCUACAAGCGGCCCAGCGCCUCGGCCUCUUCGUAGCUAACGUGCCGUCAUACUCGCCUGAGGCCGUGGCUGAGUUCGCCGUGAGCCUGAUACAGACGCUGAACCGAAACACGCACCGGGCCUACAACCGUGUGCGCGAGGGCAACUUCAACCUCGAUGGCCUGCUGGGACGCACCCUUUACGGCAAGACGGUGGGUCUGGUCGGCACAGGCCGUAUCGGCGUCGCCUUCGCGCGCAUCAUGAACGGCUUUGGAUGUGAGCUACUAGCGUACGACCCUUUCGAAAGCGAAGAUUUCAAGAAGUACGGUAAAUACACCGACCUGGACACCCUGCUCUCGCAAAGCGACAUCGUGAGUCUGCACUGCCCCCUCACAGAAAAGACGCGGCACAUCAUCGACGAGAAAACGCUGCCCAAGAUGAAGAAGGACGCGGUCUUGGUCAACACCUCGCGCGGCGGCCUCAUCAAGACCAAAGCCGUCAUCGCCGCCCUCAAGAGCAAGCACCUCGGUGGCCUCGCCCUGGACGUGUAUGAGGGCGAGGGCUCGCUCUUCUACAACGACCACUCGGGCCACAUCAUCGAUGACGACGAGCUCAUGCGUCUGACCACUUUUCACAAUGUCCUCGUCUGCGGCCACCAGGCGUUCUUCACACAGGAGGCGCUGCGCGAGAUUGCUGAUGGCACGAUUAGGAACUUGAGUGAUUUUGUGCACAAGGUUAAGUGCAAGAAUGCGCUGGUGCAGGAUCAGGCUGGGUCGCCGUUGGUGAGGAGCGAUUCGGUGCCGAUUCGUAUUUGAGUGGUUGCCUGCUAUCCAGGUAUCUAGCUGGAUACUUGGGGUGUGAGAUUACAGAUGCUAGGUAUCGAUGCGAGGGGUAGUUAUAGACACCUAAAUUUAAAAUAAAAGGGGUUCGUAGUGGCUUGGGAAGCACCGCACCUACGUAGGUAGGUGAAUUAGGUAGAUGAAUCAAUGAUUUGGCUGGUACCAAAAUAGCAUUCAGAUACAGAUUUAUGAACACCUAGGUUAGGUACCUAGUCGAUACCAUGCUCGUUAAUAAAGUCCAAGGAAGAUUUCCGUGUUCUUAAUGCUGCCUACCUACCUACCUAUUUGAACUAUGAUUCCUUUCAACUGCUAUCUGCUAUGCUAGGUAUACAGAAAUAUAUAGUAUCUCUACCUAAACAAACACCA
This is a messenger RNA of Hypoxylon fragiforme, 1937 nucleotides long. Its product is annotated as D-isomer specific 2-hydroxyacid dehydrogenase. Gene Ontology annotation, molecular function: NAD binding; D-lactate dehydrogenase (NAD+) activity. The record is from RefSeq and is a predicted model, not a curated record. Lineage: Eukaryota; Fungi; Ascomycota; Sordariomycetes; Xylariales; Hypoxylaceae. The transcript has a single exon. The coding region runs from base 492 to 1547 and encodes 351 amino acids.